ACGACGAGAGUGUGUGCUGAAAAAGCAAAAACUCCCAUCAAUGUGUUUCGUGAACCCAGGGACCAUCCCUGUGGGGGCUGAAGAAGCUUCAGAGCUUCUGCUCUUCGACGUCAGAUGGCUUCAAAGGCUGGUGUUUAAGUGCAGAUCUCUGCUCACUUCCACACUCAACUGCACCAAAGUGCUGGAAUCCUGACUGAAGUGGCAAGACUUUAUCCAGGAAGCUCUUUCCACAGCAGUGCCAUGCGUGUGUGCUGCAGUCACCUGGUCUUGGCUGCCAUCUUGUGGGCGAUGCCGUGCACCAGAGCAGCUGUGGCUCUGACCAACCCCACAGAGCUCUCUCCGCUCAUUGUGGCUGAUUUUGGGAUUGAACUGAGCUGGAGGAACAGCAGCAGCAGCGGUGAUGCGUCUCAUAGCCGGAGGAAGCGCUACAUUUCCUCCAGGGAUAUGAUGGCUUUGCUGGACUACCACAACCGUGUGCGAUCUCAGGUCUUCCCACCUGCUGCGAACAUGGAGUACAUGGUGUGGGAUGAGAGGCUUGCUAAAUCAGCUGAGUUCUGGGCCGCACAGUGCAUAUGGGAUCACGGGCCACCACAUGUUAUGAGGUACACAGGCCAGAACCUGUCCUUCACCACUGGAAGAUAUAGAUCAGUCACUGAGCUGGUGAAAUCAUGGCAUGAUGAGAAGUAUUCCUUCUCCUACCCCAACAGAUGCACCGGCUCUGUCUGCACCCACUACACACAGAUGGUGUGGGCCAGCACCAAUCGGAUUGGGUGUGCCAUCAACAGGUGUUCAAAAAUGUAUGUGUUUGGUGCUAAGUGGAAACAGGCCACCUUACUGGUCUGCAACUACUCCAUCAAAGGCAACUGGGUGGGAGAAGCUCCAUACAAGACGGGAAAGCCAUGCUCAGCUUGUCCUUCUAUUUAUGGCGGAUCAUGUAACAGGAAUCAGUGCUCCACAUCAAAACCCAGAACAAAGCUCAAGAGGUUUUAGUCACACUGAUUGACGUGAAUGAAUUGUGAGUGUCACAAGAACUUGGAAGCACAUUUUUGUGUUGCACCACUAUUAACUCAGUUGAUUUCCUUUGUAAAAUAUUGCAUUUUUACACCUUUUAAAUGUCUUUUUAUUUUUUUAAAUUUUGUUUACUGUGGUCGAACUAACAAAUCGUCACACACAGACCCGCUGAUUUAAUCGCUGUAGUCGUCCCAAGAGUUAGUCCUGUGACUCUGUUGCUGUCUCUUGUCCUGUCCCUGGACUGUUUGCACUGUUUUGUAUGUUUGCAUUACUGUAAGAGUGGCAUUGCCGUUAAGGUUCAUGUUGAGAGUUAAGCACUUUUAUGGUUUGUGUACACCCAAUAAAUUUUCUAACCUUGUGAUGGCUU
Molecule: messenger RNA, 1378 nt
Organism: Ictalurus punctatus (channel catfish)
Lineage: Eukaryota; Metazoa; Chordata; Actinopteri; Siluriformes; Ictaluridae
Gene: r3hdml
Product: R3H domain containing-like
Exons: 6
Coding region: 241-990 (249 amino acids)
Source: RefSeq, a predicted model, not a curated record